Molecule: messenger RNA, 5799 nt
Organism: Cottoperca gobio
Lineage: Eukaryota; Metazoa; Chordata; Actinopteri; Perciformes; Bovichtidae
Product: kinesin-like protein KIF26A
Biological process (GO): microtubule-based movement
Molecular function (GO): ATP binding; microtubule motor activity; microtubule binding
Source: RefSeq, a predicted model, not a curated record
AUGUCUAUAUCCAUCCAUCCAUCCAUCGUCUACCGCUUUUCCGGGGUGGUGGAGGGAGGGACUCUUCUUCCUCUGGGCUCAUCAUAUCGCAGGAAGCGUCUACGCUCUGCAGGAGAAGAUGACGAGAAGGCGACAGGCUGCGCGUCACGGCCGAACCCUGAAGGCUCACUGUCGGCCAACGAGCUGAGCCGCUACAGCAAGCCAGAAGAAGAGGAGGAGCAGGAAGAGGAGGAGGAGCUGCAGAGACUGUGUCGGCGCUGCCACAUCAUGGCGUCACAGCUGAACAGACAAGCAGCUGCUUUGACCGACAACGUGGCUCUGAAGGACCUGGCCUACGCCUCCCUCCUCUUUGAGAAGCUGCAGCGGCUCCAGUGUCCUGGCGGGGGCCGUCAUGCUUCUGCCCGCUGUGACGUCUGCGGAGCAUCCUUCCACCAGCUGAGGCGCCUCACUCUGCGUCGGGCUCUGGGCAUCAGCAGAACCCCUCGGCCCGGUGUACCCACCGCCGCCUCCCGUCCCCCCUCAGAUGAGCUGCCCGUGAAGCAGCUGAGGUGGUCGUAUGAGGAGCAGCGGGGGGGCGGGGCUCUGCGGGGGUGGGGCGGAGUUCAGAGCACCUACCUGGGAGGGGGCGGAGCCAAAGGUCUGGCCAUUGUCACGCCCCUCCCCCUGAGCGCGCAGCACCACCUGGAGGGCGUGUGGAGGGUCUCCUGCUCGCCGGAUCACCUGCACACUACGGCUGCGACUCCAGACGGCGGGAAGACUUGGACUCGGAACGAGAAACCUGCAGCUCACAGCAUCGCCACCCAAACCAACCAACCUCCGUCUGCUGCAGCCGCCUUCUUCCUCCGGGCGGCUCAGAAGCUCAGUCUGUCCCGCAGGAGGAAGUGCGAGCCGGGCCCCCCCCCCUCCCCCGGAGAGGCCCCGGGGCCCCUGCUGUACACCGGGGGCUUCAGUGGGGCCCUGCAGCUCUCCCCGCCCGCCGUCCCACCAUGCCUCUUCCGGGCCGGCUCGAAGGUCAAGGACACGCCAGGAAUGGGGAAGGUCCGGGUGAUGGUCCGGAUCUGUUCAGUCCACAGCAGCGAGUCCUCAGAGUCCAUGUCCCUCCUCAAAGUGGACGGCAGGAAGAAGCUGCUGACUCUCUGCGAGACGCCGGCCGGAGGACAAACCGCCGCCCAGAGACGAUCCUCCGCCGCCGCCCCAAAGACCUUCACCUUCGACGCCAUCUUCUCCCAGGAUGCUUCACAGGCCGAGGUGUGUUCGGGGACGGUGGCUGAGGUCAUCCAGUCAGUGGUGAACGGAGCAGACGGCUGCAUCUUCUGUUUCGGACACGCUAACCUGGGUAAGACGUACACCAUGAUUGGUCGGGACUGCUCCACCCAGAGUCUGGGCGUGGCUCCGACAGCCAUCUCGUGGCUCUUUAAGGUGAUCGAGGAGCGGAGGGAGAAGGCUGGAGCUCGUUUCUCUGUCAGAGCAUCCGCCGUGGAGAUCUCCGGCCGGGAGGAGACGCUGACCGACCUCCUGGCUGAACUCGCCUCCUCCUCAGCGGGGGGCCACCAGGAGGCCCCGGGCCCCGCGGUGUCACUGCGAGAAGACCCACUGUGUGGAUCCCAGCUGCAGAACCAGACGGAGCUGCGGGCGACCAAUGCCGAGCGAGCGGCGUUUUUCCUGGACGCCGCCGUGGCAGCGAGGAGGAGCAGCCAGGCGUUGAGCGACCAGGAGGCCCGGAGGAACUCGCACUUCCUGUUCACCCUGCACCUGAGCCAGGAGAGGCAGGACAAGAGCAACAUGGCAGCAGGUGUGUUGUGUGGUCGGAGUCGUCUCCACCUCCUGGAUUUGGGAAGCUGUGAGACGGACAUCAGCAGGACGAGAGAGGGGGGCGGAGGUCAGUGUCUGUCUCUGUCUGCUCUGGGAAACGUCAUCCUCGCCCUCGCCAACGGGGCCAAGCACGUUCCCUACAGGGACAGUAAGCUCACCAUGCUUCUCAGCGAAUCCCUCGGCAACAUCAACUGUCGAACCACCAUGAUCGCCCACAUUUCCGACUCCCCGGCGAACUACAUGGAGACGCUGACUACAGUGCAGCUGGCCUCCCGCAUCCAGCGCAUGAGGAAGAAGAAGUCAAAGUAUGCCUCCAGCUCAUCCGGAGGGGACAGUUCCUGUGAGGAAGGCCCGUCCCAUCGACCUCCUCAUCCUCGACCCUUCCACCCAAAAAUCGUGGCCCUCGAUCCGGACACGCACCUGCUGCUCUCCAGCGACCCCGACUACUCCUCCAGCAGCGAACACUCCUGCGAUACCGUCAUCUACGUCGGGCCCGGAGGGGCGGCCCUCUCGGACCGAGAGCUGAGCGACAACGAGGCACCACCUUCCUUUGUGCCUAUCAUCCCCUCCCUGAACAAAAAACGAGUCAAAGAUGCACCCAGGGUUGAAGGAGAUCACUUAAAGUGUAACACGUUUGCAGAGCUGCAGGAGAGACUCGACUGCAUCGACGGCAGCGAGGGUCUGGCCCCAUUCAGCUCAGAGGCCAAAGCAGAACAAUCAGAACAAGCAGCAGCAGCGCUUGGGACUCAAACUGGAGCUAAACCCACAGAGGCAACGUCGCCACCAAAAUCUGAUAUGGUUUCCUCCUACGGGUUCUCAGAAAGCACACCAACCACAUGCACAAAUAAACCUGAUCAGGAGCAAGCUAAAUUUCCUUCAGCCGGUCACCUCAUGGACACUUCCAAAAGGACGAGUGCAGAUGGGGAGAAACUUUCAGACAGCCCCUUUCAGCCAUGUGUGGUAAAACAAGGUGGGGCUUUUCCCCAGGACGCAGAGCCUGUGGUGCGAGAGAAGGUCUACCUCAGAGGAGGUGUACCCAAGCCGUCAGCCUCUCCGUCUAUACCCAGGACAUACAGGGAAGCAUCUCAGCCUGGGGAGGUUGUAGGUAGGACUCCCCCAGUGGGUAUGAGUCAACAAGCACUGAGGCAAGGCCAACCGCUGGGGUCCCAUAGUAUGGAAAGGGCCCACAACCUUCGGGCUGCUCUGUUAGGAAGAUGCCUUGACAGGGAUAUUCUGAGGACUACCAUUACACUGCAGCAGCCUAUAGAGCUGAACGGGGAGGAUGAGGUCGUGUUCACGGUCGUAGAGGAGCUUCCUCUUGGCCUUGUCCCAGACAAUGGCCGCCCCUCCAACCUCCUCAGGUUCAACAGUGACUGCUCUCUGCAGGCCUUAGCCUCGGGCUCUCGUCCUGUAAGCAUCAUCAGCAGUAUUAACGACGAGUAUGAUGCGUACACAUGUCAACAAGGAGCUGUGGGACCUGUAGCUGAUGUUGGCACCGAAGGCCAGGAAGUAUUGUUUUCCCAACGUGGCAACAAGCAGUCACCUGUUGAUGCGUGGCCAAGUGAAGUGAGUGCUGAUUCAGUUGAAAGUGAAGGCACUCGUUCAACAAGCAGCCUUUACUUAAGGGACAAAAAAAUCAUAGCUUCAGAGAAUGUUUCCUUGCUAACCUCGCCAAGUACAUUUCAUAAACAGCCAUUUUUGCAGCACGGCAUCAAGAGCUCCCUAAAUGACAGCGGCUUCUGUUUCUCAGAGCUGGACAAUGACUCUGCUACUCCAAAUAAACCAUCUUUUACAAAGUGCCCUCCAUCCCCUGACUUAACCAAAGCCUCUCGCAAGGUGAGAGCCAGUACUCUGAACAGUUCAGUGUCAGUGCAGAUUCCUCAUCACGCUCAUUCCAGUCUUCCCAGGAAAAACAAGCCUACCUCAUCUGCAACUGUGGGCUGCAGCAGACAGGAAGGAAGACUUGAUGACUUUUUGCUUCAGGGAAGCAGGCAGUUUGAGCCAAGAGAGGUUGAGUUUCUCUCUGCAGGUAAGCCACCAAGAUGUGGCAUGAGUAGUGUUUCCUCUAGGAGGCCAGGAGGGAACAGAAGCAGUGUUCCUCACACACCAAAGGCUCAAAUGUCAUCUUCAGCUCAGAGGGUUGUGGACGGUUGUGAGAAGUCCAGCAGCAGGAGAGGAGAUACUCUCAUCAAGCUGCCACGACUCACCCGAGGUGCAACCUCUCUAGGAACUGUUUCAGUUCCCCAGACUUCUGAAGCGAAAUUGGGUCAUGAGGGCACUUCAGUGACGGGUACACUGAGGUUUUUAUCCUUAGGAAAAAAGUCAAAUGGGCAUAAAAGCAACGCUAUCUCCAAGUCUGGCUCUGGAAACAUCUCAUCUCCUGCGCCACCUGUCCGACAGUCAAGCCAAGAACAAAAGACAAGGUCUGCGCUUUCUCCAAGUGCCUUAAAAACAAGCUGUGACAUUGGAAAGUCCUCAUUCCCUAAAACAUCAACCCUGGAGGAAGAAUUCAACAUCAGGCUCCGUGCAGAAUCAUUCAGCCACGGGAGUUUAAAAACUGAAAAUGGCACUGCCAUAACAUCUUCGAGCCUAAAGACACGAGGGGCCAAGGCAGAGUCUUCCAGGUACUACGGGAGUCUGAUGUCUCUAGAGAGAUGUGAAAGUCAAACCUUUGCUGGGUCCAAGCCUGAACUGUCCAGGGAGAAUAGCAGUGCUGCUUUAGGAGGUAACAGCAGAUCCAACAGAGCAGUGCCAAGACUUGGGGUUCCAGCCUCCACCUCCACAUCUGAUUAUUUUUCCCAAGAUCCUUGCGUCUUUGCUACUACAAGAAAACUGGGGCAGGUCAAAGGCAGCAUCAGCUCUCGAGCAGCAGUUUCUGGUGGAUCAAAGGUUCAAACUCUAUCUGCGAACAGUUCCAAGAGCCUGAACUCCUCCCCUAAACCUCUUGAUAAUGCAGCUGGAUGCAACACCACCCUGCCUCCAUCUGGUAAGUCCCCAGCUCGGUCGGGGGCAGUAGCCAAGGCAGGAAGAGGCACCAUCAUGGGCACAAAGCAGGCCAUCAGUAGGGCUGCUAACAGCCGGGUUAGCGAGCUGGCCACUGGUAGUCAAAGGAAGCAGCUCAGCAGGGAGCCCGGAGUAACAGGAAGUGAUGCCACUGACAGCGGGAUUAGUAGUAUCAGCGGGUCGCCAAACAACACGGCAAUACCAUCACCUUACAGCAAGAUCACUGCGCCUCGAAGGCCGCAGCGCUACAGCAGUGGGCACGGCAGCGACAACAGCAGCAUCCUCAGCGGGGAGCUGCCACCCGCCAUGGGCCGCACUGCCCUGUUUUACCACAGCGGGGGGAGCAGCGGCUACGAGAGUAUGAUCCGGGACAGCGAGACCACCGGCAGCACCUCUUCAGCGCACGACUCCAUGAGCGAAAGUGGAGUGUCCUCGUAUAAUAGAAGCAGAGUUUCUAAAUCGCCCAAGAAGAGAGGAAAUGGUUUCCUACGGCGACGUCUGAUCCCAGCUCCGCUCCCCGACACCUCCUCUCUGGGCAGGAAGGUGGGGGGUCAGUGGGUGGAGCUGCCCCCGCUGGGCGGCACCCUGAAGGAGCCCUUUGAGAUCAAGGUGUACGAGAUCGACGACGUGGAACGCCUGCAGAGGAGGGAGGUGGGGACGGGGUCCGAGACGUUCCAUGAUGUGGAAAAGGGGCUGCUCUACUUCAACACCCGGCUGAGGAUGCUGGAGAAGCGGCAGCAGCAGAUCAGAGAACUGAAGAGCAAACACGAGAGGCUGAAGGUGGAGCUGGAGGAGGCCAAGAGCCGGCUGAUGCUCCACCCGGGCAAGUGGAGCGGAGAGUGUGAGUACAGUCCCGUGUGAGAUCUGUGAAAUACGACGAUGCAAAAGGUUCAUAAUGUUCUCACUGCAACAAUCAUUCUGUGUGACUGAUAAACUACAGCCCAGAGGGAUCGUAUUAUAUUAUGUCUCUGUCAGAGGGAAAAA